This is a messenger RNA of Rhinichthys klamathensis goyatoka, 2024 nucleotides long. It is a transcript of the gene best1, whose product is annotated as bestrophin 1. NCBI's taxonomy places the organism in Eukaryota, Metazoa, Chordata, Actinopteri, Cypriniformes, Leuciscidae. The transcript has 9 exons. Gene Ontology annotation, molecular function: chloride channel activity. The record is from RefSeq and is a predicted model, not a curated record. The coding region runs from base 36 to 2000 and encodes 654 amino acids.
AAGGUGAAAGGUCAAGGCUGUGAGGCUCGUCAGAGAUGACGGUCACGUACUCACAGCAGGUCGCAGACGCGCGUCUGGGCACCUUCUAUCGUCUCCUGCUGCGAUGGAAGGGAAGCAUCUAUAAGCUGCUGUAUCCAGAGCUGCUGAUCUUCACUGUGAUGUACUGCACUAUUAGCGUCACGUACAGGUGUAUUCUGACUGAAGAGCAGCGCAGGAUGUUUGAGAAGCUCUCCAUGUACUGUGAUCAAUACGCUCAACUCAUCCCGGUGUCCUUCGUUCUGGGUUUCUACGUGACUCUUGUGGUGUCUCGUUGGUGGGGUCAGUUCGAGAGCGUCCCGUGGACGGACCGCCUGUCAGCGCUGGUCAGUGGACACGUCCGGGGCGCAGAUGAAGGGGCCAGACUCGUUCGCAGGAGUCUCAUGCGUUACGCUAAUCUGUCCGGCAUCCUGAUCUACCGCUCCAUCAGCACCGCUGUGUACAAGCGCUUCCCCACCAUGAGCCACCUGGUUCAAGCAGGUCUGAUGACAGCUGAGGAACUGAGGCAUUUAGAGGAACUGCCUUCGCCUCAUAAUAAGUUCUGGGUUCCCUGCAUGUGGUUUGUCAGUCUGGCCAUGAGAGCUCGAUCUGAAGGACGCAUCAAUAACGACGUCGCAAUGACCGCCAUCCUCAACGAGUUGAACACACUGCGCUCUCAGUGUAUGAGGCUGUACGGCUAUGACUGGAUCAGCCUGCCUCUCGUGUACACACAGGUGGUAACUGUGGCAGUGUACAGUUUCUUUUUGACUUGUCUGAUUGGUCGACAGUUCCUCGACCCCGCCCAGGGUUAUCCGGGUCACAACCUCGACUUCUACCUGCCCGUGUUCACCUUACUGCAGUUCUUCUUCUAUGCAGGCUGGCUCAAGGUGGCAGAGCAACUUAUUAACCCUUUUGGGGAGGAUGAUGACGACUUUGAGACGAACUGGCUGGUGGACCGUAAUUUACAGGUGUCUCUGCUGUCAGUGGAUGAGAUGUAUGAUCUGGUUCCUCUGAUUGAGAGAGAUAAAUACUGGGAUGAAUCUGAACCUCAGCCGCCGUACACCGCUGCCAGCGCAGAACACCGCAAACCCUCAUUCAUGGGGUCUGCUUUGGACAUCAGCGUUCCCAAAGAGGACAUGGAGUUCCAGCACAAUCUGGAGCAGAUUAAGGAGCACGAGGAGGCCAAUCACUCCACUCCGUUCCUGGGCAGCUUGAGUCGUCUUCUGGGCGUCCAGUCGAACAAUUUCCCUCGCUCGACUCCCACGUCCCGAGUCUCGCUCCUGCGUCGGCGUCCCCGCGCCCCUUUCUCUCGCUUCCCCCUUUACCUCCAUCCCGAGAGCGCUCCGAUGCCCAACCAUUCCCGGGACGCCGACAUGGCCGAGGACGCCUUCUCCUCAAUGCCUCUUUACGAAAGACCUGGGUUCUACAGCUGUCCUCAGACGCCCAUCCACUGCAUCCCUCCGCCUGUCACUCGCUCGAAACCACGACGAGCUCACGACAGCUCCAGCUCACUGGCGCAACCAAUGGUGGGAUCACAAGUCCUGGCUCCUCCCGACACACCCGCGCCUCCUUCCUCCGCUUUCCCUUGGGUUGGAGAACAUUCAGGACCAGCUUUCUCAUUCCCAGACCCUGUGCCCGAGCUGUUAACCAAAGUACGGCCCGUUCAAGUCUUGCCAUCGAGACGUCCCCUGCCUUUACGUCUCUCGUUAGACACGUCUCCUUCUCCGUCUCCUCAAUCUUGGCCGAUCCACACCGCCAGCUCUGGGAGCAUGAACGCGGCGACCACAACAAACAUCAACGGUACGGCAAACAACCCCUGGCCAAUCAGCAGAAGCACCACCGCAAGCACAGCCAAUCCCGUCAACACAAGCCCCACGGCGACUCAGCCGACAGCCAAUCAGCACAACUCUCCCAACGACUCUGGCAUCUCAUUGGCUGAGGGGGAUCUGUUGGGUGUUGCGCUGAGAACGAGGGAACCGCUCUAAAGCCGAGUGCACACUGCGAUUUAU